AUGUUCGACAUGAUGGCCAACAUGCAGGAGCGAAUGAACGAGAUGAAGGAGACAGCCCAGAUAGCUAGCGACACGGCCGGGCGGGCGCUGGCGGAGGUUGUGAACGUGCAAUCUGAUGUCGAGAGGGUUAAAGCGGACAUGAAAUCUCUUCGCGCAGAGUUACCGCAAUUGGUACAAGGUAUUGUUGCUGGGGCUCCACCACCUACUACACCCGCGCAGGACGACAACAUCAAGGCUAUCUCCCGGGGAAUCCGCGAAUUGCAGGUGAUCGCGAAGGGCUUGAAGGAGGACCAGGACGAGGACGCCGUGAUCAAGCAGGUGCGGGAUACGGUCAAGCAGCUUGGCGCGGAGGCCAAGGUUGAACAGGGAUUUGUAUUCUCGGACCCGUCUGGGGUUGGAGCGAUUGAAUUCAAGACCAUUGCAUCGAAAAUAGGGUUUCUCAAAAAGCAAGGCUUUCUGAUAUCAAGUGAGCUAAUGGCAACGACAUGUAUUUCACGGACAGCGACAGCUUGCAGAAAUGAGCCAUCGACAAAGCAUUUGAGGCAGGUUAAGCAUCAAUUUCAGGAGACGAGCCACGACCUGAAAAGCAUGAAGAUCAAGUGGGGGGAAGACCUCGUCAAGCUUGCUGGUGACACUGUGGCUUGGUACGAGGGGAGCGAGAUGAAGUACAAAGGCAAGGGAUUGAAGGUGAAGGCGGGCGUGGAGGAGUACAUGAGUCGAGCACAUGGUCCGACAAGGUUGGUGCCAGAAAAAAAGUAG
This is a messenger RNA of Prorocentrum cordatum, 759 nucleotides long. Lineage: Eukaryota; Dinophyceae; Prorocentrales; Prorocentraceae. The record is from the annotation of a GenBank genome assembly.